UUUCAAUGCAAAUUGGAACAGUGGCAAGGUUUGCAGAUGCAAUCGUAUGUUUUUCGACUAAGUGUUCUAGGAUAAUUGAUUAGUUGACGAUCAUUCACAACCUUGUUUCGACGUUUGAGAAUGUAUCAGAUAAAAUCUGGGCCCUGUUGCAGCACCCACGGAAUUCGCCCCUUCGCGUUGGUGCCACCUCAUCGCAAUUGUGUUUAGUAACCAUACAGGAACGUAACGACUAGGAUAGUUAACGUGAAUCAGCACGAAAUAUUGCGGAAAUAUUACUGCGACAUAAUUUUGCAUGGAUUCCGAUAUCCCAGUUUCAUUAUGAAAUGCUUUUGUAAUAUUGCAGAAAUAUUACAGAAGAGUUUUGAUUUCCAUUCCUUUACGCUUCUUUUGUAAAUUGUGAGCAGGUAUUGUUUAAAUACUAUCACUCGAGUUCGAGACAAUCCUAGAGCUGCGAAGUUACAAUUAUCCCUGAAAACGCAUCGUUGUAUUAAUGUCACCAAAAUAAACAUCAUAUUGUCAAGAUAAUGAGACGGGAAAAAAAGUAAUCAUCCUUUUCAUACAAUAUGCCCGGAUUUAAGUAGCUGUUAUCAUUUCAGGGCAAUUUGUUUAUUUGAAACUAAAUCAAGGGGUCUAAAUUUAAUCGGUACCCAUAAAUUGGCAUUGUUGUUGCGAAACGGAUGGUGCUGAAUAUGGACGCGGUGGCUCAGUUUAGUGCAAGGUUAGUUGGCGGUGGGUGAAGAAGCGGGAUUCCCGGUUGGAUCGUAUCGAUUUGUUGGUGUCAAUUAUGUCAAGAGCCACUUAAAUAUUAUUGAUUUCAAGAGCAAGAUACUAGAGAGCAACCUUUGGUUGCAUCAACGCUUGAAGUCAGUCGCAGGUUAACGAAGUGCAUAAAAAUGACGGUUGCUGUUGAGCCCUCAAAGGUAGAAGAUGGAAAACGGUCGAAAAUCGAAAAUUUCGACGACAUCUUGCCUUACAUCGGAGAAGCCGGCCGAUAUCAAUGGCUACUCUUUAUUCUGUUAUUGCCUUUCACCGUCGUUUACGCUUUCCUCUACUUUACUCAAUUCUUCCUCACCCUUACACCGGAACAAUAUUGGUGUAAAGUGCCCGAACUUGAUGGCUGGAAUCUCACCGACCACGAGAAGAUCGCCCUCUCUAUUCCCGCAGCGAAUGCUGAUGAAUUGAAAUUAGAAGGCGCUACGGCUGUUUCUCGGUGUCAAAUGUAUGCCGUCAACUACACUGAACUUCUCAUGACAGGUGUGAGAGUAGCUGACCCAUCGUGGGCGACUACAAAGUGUGAACACGGCUGGUCAUUCAACUAUACGAAUAUUCCGUAUGCCUCAAUCGCUGCUGAGUUGGAAUGGGUUUGCGAUAAGACUUACCUAUCUUCUGCAGCUCAGUCCGCAUUUUUUGCUGGUAGUAUGAUAGGGGGCCUUGUGUUUGGAUACGUUGCUGAUCAUUACGGACGGAUCCCCGCCUUAGUAGCGUGCAACGCAGUGGGCUUCUUUGCAUCAAUUGCAACAGUUUUCGCAAAUAGUUUUUGGUCCUUUUGCUUGUGUAGAUUGGUUGUUGGAACGGCCUUCGAUAACUGCUUCAACAUCCUCUUCAUAAUCGUCAUAGAAUACGUGGGCCCAAAAUACCGGACCUUAAUAGCCAAUCUGUCCUUUGGAAUAUACUUCGCGGUUGCAUCUAGUAUUCUGCCAUGGAUAGCAUACUGGAUUGCUGACUGGAGGAUUCUUAGUGUUGUAACCGCGGCUCCAUUAGCCAUUGCUUUCGUGGGGCCAUGGAUCGUUCCAGAGAGUGCGAGAUGGUACAUCUCAAGUGGUAAGGUAGACAAAGCUAUUGAUAUGCUCAAGAGGUUUGAGCGUGUGAACGGCAAAACUGUACAGCCAGAAAUUUAUGAAGAGUUUCGGGAGAGCUGCAACAACAUCAUCAAAAAUGACAAGUCACACAACAAUUACACAGUGCUGGAUCUCUUCAAAAAACCACGACUUGCACGGAUAACAGUGAUGCUGAUUAUCUGGUGGCUUGCAAUGAUCAUUGUCUUCGACGGUCACGUUUGGAACAUGAAACUUCUGGACCCCAAUGUGUUCAUGUCGUUUUCACUUGCUGCUCUCACCGAACUUCCGGCUGCUAUAAUUCUUGCAAUUCUCUUGGAUCGUUGGGGUCGAAGAUGGAUGAGUUUCUUGUCUUUGGCAAUGUGUGGUAUAUUCUCCUUCAUAGCCGUCGCUACUCCUGCCGGAGGGCCAACCGUAAUUAUGGCUAUUUUCGCCCGUUUGGGUGUAAAUAUUGCCGCAAAUAUUGGCUUCCAGUAUGCCGCUGAAAUGUUACCUACAGUUGUGCGAGCUCAGGGUGUCUCACUUAUCCACAUCAUCGGUUACUUCGCACAUAUAAUCGGGCCCUACAUUGUAUACCUGGCUGAUGUCGCUCCGCAGCUGCCGCUUGUGGUGCUGGGUCUUUUGUCAAUGUCCACAGCGUUUCUGACUCUAUUUUUACCAGAAACUUUGGAUCAAGAUUUGCCAGAAAGUCUUCAAGAGGGUAAUGAUUUUGGCAAAGAGCAAAGCUUCUGGUGGAUUCCGUGCAUUAGCAGGACUCCGGAAAAGAAGAAGGCCUACAGAAAGAAAUUAGGUGUGACAAACGCAGGUUUUAAUCCAGGAAGUCUGAGCAGAAUCGAUUCUACAAAGUUAUAACGAAGCUUUUAGCCCUUGUCAUGUAAGCUAAACGGAUUAAUCAAAUUGUUGUGAAUAUCAACAUAUCGGUGAAUUGAAGCUAGGCUUCAAGAGACGAAUGUGUGUAUUACUUUUUCUGGUCGUUUCGUUUUUAUUUUUAUUUUUCGUAGCAUGUAUAGAUGCAAACUUAACAACGUGUGUGAAAGUAAUGACCGUUGAAUUGCUCAAUUAAUUUUUACACUUGCUUAAGUAUUACGAAUGCAUUCGUGUCACAUGUUUCGAGUGCUCGUUGCCAACCGAGAACUUGCACAUAAAGCAAUAAGAUCGACUGGGUUGAAUAAUCUUUAUUCGAGUAAGCUGAGUACGAAAAUGCGAUAGACCACAACGAGUAUUUUAUACCUUCAAAAAAAAUUUCAAUUAUCCGGAAAAAAUUAUUCCGCGGGAGGAUAAUGUAAUGCAUCAAAAAAUUACUCUACGAAAAGGAUUUCUGUAACUAGAUCUGUAUGGGAACUUUCAAGAAUGUUGCCGAUACGUAUAAUGUAUGCAUGUACGUAGAACUAAAAAUAUGCGUGAAUGGAUAUGAGUCUACUCACCGAUUGCUUGUACAAGACAGAGUUCUUACAUUAACGAACAAAGUUGUACAAUAUCUAACCUGGAAGAUGAUUAGAUUCUAACAUCAAAUUCUGAAUAAUUUAAUUUGAGUGAUGAUUGUGAUGAGUCACAAUCAAAUUAUUGUGAUUUUUGUGUUCUGAGAGUGUUAAUAAGUCAUAAGGACAUGGUUAUAUUAUUUCUCAUAUGGCGUUGAUUUGUCGUUCGCAGUACAGAAAUGUUGCAUUUAUUGCAAGUAGAGGGUGCUUAUUCCACUGGCAAUUAAAAUGCGUCAUAGGAAUAUUUAUUUACAAAACAAAUGCAUACUGUUCUCGUUUACGGAACGUAGGAGAUACUGGACACGUGUUCGUUUGGAAAGUCUAUUCUAAAUGUUAGGGUAGAUUUGUGCGGAGCGGAACGAGUGUGGCACGGAACGAGUGAUUGCAUAACUUAUCGCAUAUGACGUUUUAUUCUACCUACGAAAAUAGCGAACGGAAAAGAACGAAUAUGCUGGAUAUCGCUUGUUCAGCGCGACGCUUAUUCUGCUUAAUUAAAACUCGAGUUCAAUUUUGAAGGACUUUUUGUGGAAAUUGUGCAUAAGUCUUCGUAGACUAGGAUGCAUGAAAACAAAAACCUGUUUUUUGUGGUUAUAUUAGUUAUUACAAAUGCUGAUUAGAUGUUAGCUGUAUGUUUAUUAUCUCUAUUGUUAUAGCUUUUGUUGUUAUUCUCAAUUCGUAAUUUAAUGUAUAAUACGAUGAAGUUUUAACUAUUUUUUACAAUAGUGAAAUGAUAAAUUUUUAGAUAAAUGCAAUAAAUUUUUGUCAAAUAUCGCAAAUCGAA
This is a messenger RNA of Neodiprion virginianus, 4094 nucleotides long. Its product is annotated as carcinine transporter-like. Gene Ontology annotation, molecular function: transmembrane transporter activity. The record is from RefSeq and is a predicted model, not a curated record. Lineage: Eukaryota; Metazoa; Arthropoda; Insecta; Hymenoptera; Diprionidae. The transcript has 11 exons. Gene Ontology annotation, biological process: transmembrane transport. Bases 894 to 2687 code for a protein of 597 amino acids. Gene Ontology annotation, cellular component: membrane.